AUGAAUGGCACAAAGAAAAUCGUAUUCGCAAUCACUGCUAAUGCUUUGGCCGUAUUAAUUGUAACUUUGGUCAACUUUAUCUUGUUUAUUAAGGGUAAAAACGAGUUUACAGUCUGGUGUAUUGAACAAUCCAAGGAUACAAUUGAAAAAAUAUAUACAGCGGAUCACAAAAACACCACCUCAUUUCCAGUAGACAGGCUUAACGGCAGUACAGACAUCUACAAUUGCGAAAGGCUUUUCCAAGAUGAGGUGAAAUGGGGAUUAAUAUGUCUGAUUGUCAUGUUCGUCGUUUAUAUUCAUUGGAUUCUUAUUAUUGCUGCUAGGGAAGCAUUAGACUUUUACCGCCAAAGAGGAUUAAUGCCCGCAAUGACGGAAUUCUCAAAUAUCGCACCAAGUAAAACAUCUAAAAAUUACAAUGUAUUUCACAGUAUCAAACCGUCUACCAAUAUUCUGCAAGACCUGUUAACGCACAAACAGUAUGGACAAUUUAUACCUGAGGAACAACUGAUACAUGACAGAAGUUCGAAUAUUACCAUAAGUGUCGAGCCAGAAAAGCUCGUUGAUGAACAUGUGAAUAGCACCGUUAUACACUUCGAGGACAACAUAUACAAUAGCAAAGAGAUCCAAUCUCCAUGUAAUGUAUUACAUAAAUAA
Mucor mucedo is the source of this 654-nucleotide messenger RNA. RefSeq lists its product as uncharacterized. The record is from RefSeq and is a predicted model, not a curated record. The coding region runs from base 1 to 654 and encodes 217 amino acids. Lineage: Eukaryota; Fungi; Mucoromycota; Mucoromycetes; Mucorales; Mucoraceae. The transcript has 2 exons.